Molecule: messenger RNA, 1476 nt
Organism: Gambusia affinis (western mosquitofish)
Lineage: Eukaryota; Metazoa; Chordata; Actinopteri; Cyprinodontiformes; Poeciliidae
Gene: nanos2
Product: nanos homolog 2
Exons: 1
Coding region: 599-1081 (160 amino acids)
Biological process (GO): negative regulation of translation; oogenesis
Cellular component (GO): perinuclear region of cytoplasm
Molecular function (GO): mRNA binding; zinc ion binding
Source: RefSeq, a predicted model, not a curated record
UGUAAAUAAAUACAUAAGUUUUGAAUGUUAAAUAAAUGUUCUCCUCAUUCUUACCCCUAUUUGGGCAAUCAUUUAAAACAUAAUCGUUCAGGCUUUCAACAUUUAAAGGCCUAUUUGUCUACAAAGAGCAGCGAUCUUCUAUCGGGAUUGAUGAUCAUUUGACCCAAGACCUCCAAAACAACUUUCAAAUGCAAAGUUUGAAAAGAACAUUUGAUAUGAUGAUUCAUAGAUUAUUUUGAUUGAGAGCCUCAUAAUAUUUUUCAUACAAUAAUUGAAUCGGACUUAUUGUUAAUCAUAGUACAUAUAUUAAAAUGUAUCAAGCCUUAUUCAGAUACGAUCGAGUUUAAUUAGAUAGGUUGACUUAUUGGACAUAGUCUGUUACAUCUUCCAUAGUGACACGUGAAAACAAUAAAAAUAUCGCUUCUCUUCAAAAAGAAGAGUUUAAGAUGAAAGGUGACCCCGUCAAAUUGCUUAAUUAAACACCUGCCAGCCAUCACAGUACGUAAACAUUGUCGCACUCUGAAGCUAUAUGUCCACGCGUCUAUAAGUAUGCCAUAACGCGAUCAAAGUCAAACUCAGACAAUCCUGUUUUUCGAAAAUGACCACAACGCAAACAAGAGUGGACUUCCAGAGCUUCGACAUGUGGCACGACUACAUGAACCUGAACACGCUCCUGGGGAGCGACCGGCGUCCGGUGGAGCUUGGAGACACACAUGAGCCCACAAAUGAGCCUGUCCAGCAGAUGUACAACAUCCAGACUUUACUCGAUGGGAAGAAAAGGAAAAAAUCCUCAGAGACUAGAUCAAUCAGCAGCAGCAGCAGUCUGUCGGACACGAGCAGCUGCAGCAGGACCUCGGCGGACCUCUGCCGCUUCUGCAGGCAGAACGGGGAAUCUCCUCGGGUGUAUCGGUCCCACGCACUUAGAUCGGACGACGGGAAGGUAACCUGCCCCAUCCUGUGGAGUUACACCUGCCCCAUCUGCGGGGCCAGCGGGGACCACGCUCACACACGCAGGUACUGUCCGCAGGAAAAAAAGCGGAUGGAGACAGAGACGGAGCUACAGGUUUUCAAGUUCUGGUAACUUGACAGACUCAGAUGACAAUAACACAAAAACUGUACAUAAUUACAAAAAGAAAAAAGAAAAAAAAAAUGUUCUGGACAUGUGUUCAGUUUUACCCCCAAAAGCUGAGAAAGACUUUGUUGUAACGAUCAAAAAUGAUUUUCUUGAAGCUUGUUUAUGUUUUAUGUCAAAAUAUGUUUGAGUCCGAGUCUGCUGCAGGCAGUUUGAUCAACAGAGUUCAGCCUGCCACUGUAAAAAAACAAACAAACAAAAAAACAAAACUGUUAAUUAAAAAAAAGCUUCAGUUAUGCACGAGGAUGACUGAUAUGGAAAUAGUUCACGUGCCAAACGGUUUAUUUUGUGUUUGUUUACUAACAGCGAUGGACACACGCGACUUGUUCUGAAAGCUCUAUCAA